GGCGCCACCUUGCAGCGAGCGACAAUACUAGGGAAGAUGGCGUAUAUCAACAUUGCAGACUGGACGCCGGAGCACGUAGCGGACUGGUUAAGAGGCCUUGACGACAUCAUUAUCCCCUAUGUGCACUUCUUCCUGAACAAUGACAUUGAUGGCCACCACCUCCUUACACUUGGCCCUGAUGACCUCACCAGUCUGAAUAUCACAAAGAUAGGACAUCAGGAACUCAUCCUUGAGGCUGUUGAUCACUUACGACAACUGCACUACAGGCUGCUCACAGAAAACCUACAGUCGCUGUCACUGAAGUUAGGCUGCAGGGCACGGAGUUUAUAUAAUGACAUUAAGCGAAUCACCCCUCCAGACCAGGAUAAUGUCCCAAAGAUUUCCACAAGCAUACUGGCUGAUGUCUCUGAAGUCCUUGUUGCGGUCAAGGCAUUUGUAUCGUGGCUGGAUAGGCCUCCAUUUGAAGGCCAAGAACGGUACUUCAAUAUACGUAAGACAGUGCUGCAGCUCGGCAUUGAGUUGGCGUCGACCGCACAGCGAGAUCACUUUGCUGAUAAGCCUUUUGCUGUCAUACAGGGCAGUUGCAUGAACUUGGCUGACCUGUGUGACAUGAUUAUUCAGGAGUGCAAUGACUCCCUCAUCAUUCAGCCUGCAUCACUAGACGUAGCGACUGUCAAGAAAAAAUCGGAAGAAGAAUGGGGGAUGCAAAUACACUCUUCCUAUUCGGGCAUUCACGUUGUCGGCGGAGUAAAAUUUCAAAGCCCGUGCCAUAGGUGUGGAAAGGUUGAUGUUGGUGAUGAAAUAAUCCAGAUUAACUAUCAGACAGUGAUUGGAUGGCAACCCAAGCAUUUGGUCUACAUGUUGCAAGAGCAUCCAGCAGAAAUUUUACUCACACUAAAGAAGAGGCCUAGGCAUACAAAUAUUCUUGGACAGGUGAUAGUUUUGAGGCCCUACAGAAUACCCCUCAAGAAAACAACUUACGGGAAGGCUCGUAAGUGGUCAGAAAAUGGUGUACCCCAAGUUAGCAUCGAGGAAGUGUUUCCACAGAAAGCCCAACAAGACUCGUCCAGUCCAAGGGCACUACGGGAUGUUGAGGAUGACGACUCCGCCUUCUUACCCGAUGAAGCCGCGACAGCAUCUGCAGCAAGCAAUACUUCCACAUCCUCAGUUGUGCCAUCCAUACGUGCUCAAGUGUUUCCACCGCGUUCUCGUGCUACCAUCCAUAGGAGGGCCACAGUUAGUGGCGCAUCCCCGACAGUAACAAAAGCCCCUGUCAGCAUUGUUGAUCUCGUGGCCGGUGGAGUGCCAUCGAUUUUAGGAGGGAACAAAAAGAAAGAUGCUGUGAUUCGUUCAGUUUCUCAUGAUCCCAACAAGCACAUGCCCGGAAAGCUUUCAAGUGUUGACGACGAUGGAGUUGUGGACCCCCCACCACCUGAAAACACAAAGCCAUCAGAGCCACCCCCCAGGAGGUCACCAAUGCUGAAUCGCUGGAAGGAAGUGGAUAAAGAUGACCCUGACGAUCCACCCCCAGAAAAAAUGCGUACCUCUUCAGACUCAUCAGUUGUGCCCCUUGCCGCAAAGAUGGCGUCUCACUUGCCAAAUGUUGGUCUCCCACGGCGAGAUAGCAGCAAGUGCUCCCCAAGCAGAGCAUCACUUUCAAAGAGGGUAUCACUUACUGGCAGCAGUGCUGAUCCCGGACUACCCGAAAAGCCGGUCCAGUCCACUGAAAAGAAGGUUGAAGCUGCCUCCACCAAGGACCGCAAAAUAUUUGCACCAUCCAUGAGCAAACUGUCACCAAUGGCCACUCUCAAGGUGCCAAAAAUAGAGGAUCUCAAGAAAGGAUGCUCACAGGACAAGCUGUCUAAAGAAAAACAGCGAAAUCCCAUGUUAGAAAGGUCGAGUCAAAGUCUUGACAUACCUCCAAAAGCGGGACAGAACUCCAAGGAUUCUCCAAAGAAGUCAUCUCAGUCCCCAUUGCUGAAAAAGCGUGAAUGUGUUUCCAAGAGGUUAGCUCACCGCAGUACACCGUGCAAGGAAUUGGGCAUGGGCGACUGCGAGGGAUGGCUCUGCAAGCGCAAAGAACAAAAAGCAUUCUUAAUGAAGUUGCUCUGGGUGAAGCGCUGGGUGCUGCUCAAGGGCCACUACCUUUAUGUUUACAAAAGCAAAGAGGAUUCUAAAGCUGAAUGUUUCAUCUACCUCCCUGGAUUUGUUGUCACACCAGCUGUUGAGUGCAGGUCUAUAAAAUGUGCCUUCAAACUUUAUUACUCAGGAACUACUUUCUACUUUGCUGCAGAAUCCCAAACUGACAUGAUGAGGUGGAUUACUGGGCUUGGGAUUGCGUGCAAGGCACUCAAAAGUCCUUCCAAUAACAGCGUAAUAGACAAGGUGAAUGAACCAGAAAGCCCAUAUUUCUCGGAGACUGACGAUGACAGUGAACUUGAUGGAUGUGCCAGAAAGGCCAUUGCUGCACUGCCAGUCUCCGGUGACCGUUUGAAGUCAAGUGACGUGCCAAAGCAAUCGCCCAAGCCCAUGCCAAGAACUAUUUUUCUACGUUCUACCAUCCCAGUGUCACAGUGUCCCGAUUCCAGUGCCUCCAUCAAUUCAGCCACAUUGUUCUCUGGACUGGCAUCAAGAGAUUCCAAUACUAGGGCUCCGAGGAAUGCUUCUCUUCCACGUGACAGGAUUUCUGCUGUGCAAAAUGGUGCAGGAAAUUGUGUGGUUUCAUCAGCAUUGCCCAAAGAAUUGUCUCAACCAUGCAGUGACAUGCCCGUGCCAACGCAACGAUUCUCAGGCCACUGGGACAGUGAGGACUCCAGGCAAAAUCCUGCUAAACGGGACAUAAUGAGCCAUAGACUAAACCCACCGCCAUCUCAUUAUGUUAACGUGAGCUUUGUGCAGAAAAAUGCCAAGCCCCAAAAGGCAAUUCACAGUCAGAGCUUACAUAGGGAUGUAAGCGGGCAGAGUGAGACCAUUACUGCUCGUCCUCCAGUUUGUCCCAGUUUGCGGUACGUCACUCAGGAGGACGCGCCUCCACCAGCAACUAGACAGCCUCCUCUGCAACAGCCAUCAGCAAUACUGCACGGCAAUGCUGCUGUUCCUGCGACGGAACCAACGCAGGGACAUAAGCAGGAGACCUUAUUGGACCGUGAAUACAACCGUGUGUUCAGGAAGUCUCCUUCUAGCUCCUCUUCUCCAGAUCCCACUCACUCGGAUAGUUCAGCACCGUCACCCAGUCCAUCACCGUACGGUCCAUUAUCGGCGCCUGCACGGUGUGCGUCCAGUAGGGCAAUCAAGGACCUUUAUACCAACCGAAGGAAUUCCUGGAAGGGCUCACAGCAAGAGCUCAUCACAGCUCAGUAUUCCCCAGAAUCUCCUUCCCUGCACGAGGCGCAGGUACAUGGCUGUCCUCCGCAGAAACCGGAUAUUUUGUGCCACAGGAUAGGGGUGCCCGAAAGCUCCAACUCUGGGUUCAUGCCCGCAUCUUUUAGGGACGCAAUUUUUCCAAGGCGAGCUUCUCAGGAUAGCAAAAAUGCGCCCCAAGUUGAAAACAAGGGAAAGACAAUGCCGCCAGCAGUACGGCUCUCUACCCAAAGCCCAGUCGCCGUAGAGCCACCUCCAAAAUCACCAAUCAGGUUCUUCCACUCACCCAAGUUUCUAAAAAAGUUUGCCUCUUCGACUCGAGAGGGACUGUCAAAUAUCUUACGAUCCCCUCGGCUAGAGAGGAAAAAGGUAGUGCCGGAACGGGACGCUUAUGGCUCGCCAAAGUUGAGCAGGUCUUCGGGUGUCCGCCUUUUGAAAUCAACUUCGGCGUCCUCUGCACCAUUGGACUUGAAGGAUGACAUGCUGCACUCACCGCCUACCAAGAGUGGCAGUAGCAGCAGCCUUAACAGUAGCACCUCAGCUGGAAGUUUUGUGACAUCCUCGUCGUCAUGUUAUGCUGAACUCCAUGGAGCCCCUGGUACGCCUGAAACUCAUCGAUCACGGCCCACGAUGGGAGUGUCGAUGCUGCGUGGUAUGAGGAGGACGUCACCGAGUGUGACUGGUUCAGAGGAGCGAUCGUUCUCACCUUCGUCACUCUCCUCCGCUAGCGGGGCACAAUGGGCAGAUGGUAGCGUCUUUGGAGAUGAUCCUAUCACUCCCGAUGCCAUAGGAAGUGGAUCUGAACGAGAUUAAUGGCACCAUACAGCUUUCUAAUGGAAGGAGAAGCUUGUGACACAAAGAUGGCGUAUAGGAGUUCUAAAUCCCAGAGGCUGGAAUCGGACUCGUGCAAACUUUGUUACAUGUGACACCAGUUUAGAGGACCAAUGCAAGAACAUGGAAAAGCUAUGCUGUAAGGCUGAAGUGGAACAUACCUCCAUGCCAGACUGUACCUAACUUACCUUCCAAUUCUGGUCGUCCUGAAAUAUAUUCCAAGCGGUGUAAAUAGCAGGAAAUCCAGUGACGAGGGUUUUCGCAGUAUAGGACUCUGUUGGUUGUUCCUACAAGACUGUGGCUGUGGAUCUGCUGACAGUUCAUAAUGCCAUUAUUUUUCUUUGUCAGGUGAGCAAUAGUGACAUCAUUUUGUGAAGUGUUUGUGCUUUGUUUGCGCAUAGCAUGGUUUGGCAUCCGUUUUUAGAUGCAACAAAUCCCACAUAAUGUCACAGUUACUGGAUGCCAGCUUUAAUGGGGCAGUAACCUCAUUCAGCAGUAAUUUUGUAUGAAGCUUACAGCUCAACCUCUUUGUACAGUUGCUGAAGGACCUAGUUUUUUUUAUGUAUACAGUGAUAGUGCAUAUCAUUCAGAAAAAUGCGUUUCAUUACAAGUCUUUGAGCCAAUGGCUUUGCUUAACUCGAAGCAUGACAUACUCAUCAUUACCUGCUAUUCACAAAACCAGCUGGAAGUCAAUGCUCUGGUCAGCCUGCAUGUGCCCAUCUUGUAACCCAUGAAGUGCAGGUGUUUCACUAGGUAAUUCUGUGACCUUAACAUAAUGGUUGCUUAUGACUUGCUAUUUCACAGCAGCGCUGCUUGUGACAACAAAACAGGGUGCCUACAGUUUCUGGCCUCAUAAAGUGAUGUGUAUUUGAAGUGCAAGUGAUCCAAUACCUGUGUAGUGCUCGAGUGCGCUCCAUUUGAUUAUAAUCAGAACUUCUAAGUUCAGACUUUACAGGGUGUUGUUCCAUCCGUAUUUUCUGUGUAGUGUUGUACAGCACCAUGUGACCUGCAUGGUACAAUCUUUUUGGCUCACAGUUUCGACUGUGUCUUUACGGUUCAUAUAGGCUCUUUUUAGAGUCUUGUCACUAAUGAAUGGCAUAAAUAUUUUAUUGAUGUAGUUUUGGAAAUCGUUAUGGUGCGAAAACACAGCAUACUCUGGUAGUCGAGUGGAGUGACAUUGAAUUGUAAUAGUAUACUUCACUCGUUGACCACCGUCACAGAACCAAGUUUUGAUAAAGAUUAAAUUGCAGGGAAUGAUUGAAUAACCAGUUUUCAACUGACAAGCCUAAAGUCUGUGGUUGGAGAUAGUGCUUAUGAUGAAACAUGAAAUGUAUUACACACUGUCUGGUUUCCAUGCAAGUUCUUUGUAGAAAUGUUGCAACAUGCCACUGUACACAAUCAUUGUGAAGCAUGGUACCACAGUGAGAUAACUUGCAUUAUCUGUGAGUAACUUCCAGUUCUAGCUAGAGUGGCAUGUUUUCAUUGUUGUGGGAAAGCACAUCUCUAUUUCCCAAGCCCUAUGAAACUUUUUUGAAGGGAGUCAUUGUUCCUAUUUUAUAAAGAAGUUGUUUCCCCUGCCCCAGGCAGCGUAGUCGAUGCCCUGGUACCACAUUCACCCUUACUGGAAUCUGCACGUGUUUAUAGCUGGCACUUCUGCUGUUUUUGCCUUAAAGUGUCACUCAGUAAUACGUGCAACAUAAUGUAUAACGAUUAUCAUCCAACCGGUACUGUCAUACAAGUGCUUGGGGUACUAAGUGCAUAGCACAUCUUUCACACUAAAUGUGAAUGCUGUGGACCAGAGGAGAACAGGUGAAUGGCAGCAUAGCGAGCUCUUAAGGCAUCUGUUGCUUUGAGCUUCUAAAUACAUGUAAAAGUGACUGGAACAUCAGUUAGCGUAUGGGUUACAUACUAAAUGAUGCUUGUUUUUGCACCUCUAGUGCUAAAAAAAGUGGCGGCAUGAGUUGCUCUACCCUAUGGACAAUUUUGACAGCUACAUUUAGUGGGGAAUGGAGAGGGUGAGUUUUAUUGAACACACAAUAAAUUUACUGCAGGUUACAAAUGGGACGGCUAACUAGUCCUGUAACACUACAAUCCCGGCGUAAAAGUUACACCUUGUAAAUGUCCUGGAGGAGCAAGUCAGUCAUUACGCCUUAAUUUCAGAUUAAAUUCAGGAUAAUGUGUUUACUAUGGGCAUUGGUAUUAUUUUACACAACUCUUUUCUCCAGAUUUUCCAGUUUUGAACUCUAGAACUCAUUGAAUAAAAUGUUUCAAGGUAACAUCAGCAAAUGUGGGAUUAAGCAAAGUGGGCAAAACACUCCACAUUAAUCACAGAAUGAAAAUAUGCUUACUUUGCAACAUUUGGGGACCUUGUAUUGUUUCUCUCCUGUUACGCCUGGCGUAAAACCAGUCCUGCAAUACGACUCGUAUGCUGCCAUCUAUUGCCCAUGUUCAAGCGACGCUGGUUGUCCACAUUCCCUGCCGUCUGCCACUACACAGCUAUCCCUUACUUCAUGUUGUCAUUGUACAUAUUUGUUGGUUGCGGGCAGUGCUAUCUCAACACUCAGGGGCCAACCCUUACCAUCAUCUAACACAUUUUAAGCUUUCAGAUGCCUUUUAUAGCAUUAUUGCGCUUUCAUGUUUUUGACUUCUUUAUGUCUGUUUAGACCCGUCCUGGUCACUGUGGUCGAGAAUGCCUAAUGAAUUUUAACCCAAGUACCUACAGUGCCGUUCGUGACACAGUUUUGUGGCGCGUGCUGUCUUAACCAUGGUAUUAAUGCUCUUUAGUGACUUGUGUCACGGAAGCGUCGUGUUUACUUCGAGUCGCUCUCACUCGAGGAGGAGGUCUUAUGAUACCACUUUGUACAAAUUGUAGAUUUUUGUAUAUAUAUUACAUAUACCUAUAAGUAUAAACAUAUCAGAAAUAUUUAGUGUUCUUCUCAAGCCAAGUUAGUCAUAUUCAAUUUAUUAACAGCGUUGUUCUUGUUAUUUACAGUGGGAAAUAAAAGAGGAUGGCUCAGAUGACUGAGCUGCCUUCUGUUAGC
Messenger RNA from Ornithodoros turicata, 7232 nucleotides. RefSeq lists its product as uncharacterized. The coding region runs from base 37 to 4173 and encodes 1378 amino acids. NCBI's taxonomy places the organism in Eukaryota, Metazoa, Arthropoda, Arachnida, Ixodida, Argasidae. The transcript has 20 exons. Gene Ontology annotation, molecular function: protein binding. The record is from RefSeq and is a predicted model, not a curated record.